This is a messenger RNA of Engraulis encrasicolus (European anchovy), 855 nucleotides long. It is a transcript of the gene fam78bb, whose product is annotated as family with sequence similarity 78 member Bb. The coding region runs from base 1 to 855 and encodes 284 amino acids. Lineage: Eukaryota; Metazoa; Chordata; Actinopteri; Clupeiformes; Engraulidae. The transcript has 2 exons. The record is from RefSeq and is a predicted model, not a curated record.
AUGUGCAUCUUGCCAAAUUCGAAAGCAGUUCCGUCCUGGUCUGUUCCCUUGGCUCUCUCGCUCGUAGCCAUGGGUUGCAUCCAAAGCAUCGCCUGUAAAUCGCGGAUCAAACGCGAGAACAUAGUUGUCUAUGAUGUGUUGGCAACCAUAGACCACACUCCGACAGUUAUCGAGGAGAACUCGCCAAUAGUGCUGCGAUACAAAACGCCUUAUUUCAAGGCCUCGGCUCGGAUUGUCAUGCCCCCCAUCCCUAGGAACGAGACCUGGGUCGUGGGCUGGAUCCAGGCUUGCACACAAAUGGAAUUUUACAACACUUAUGGGGACAUCGGCAUGUCGAGCUGGGAGCUCCCCGAGCUGCGCGAGGGCAUGGUGCGGGCCAUCAGCGACUCGGAUGGCGUCAGCUACCCCUGGUACGGCAACACCACGGAGACGGUGACGCUGGCCGGCCCCACGGCCAAGCCCUCGCGCUUCACCGUCAGCAUGAACGACAACUUCUACCCCAGCGUGACCUGGGCCGUGCCCGUCAGCGACAGCAACGUGCCCCUGCUCACCCACAUCAAGCGCGACCAGAGCUUCACCACCUGGCUGGUGGCGCUGAACGCCGGCACGCGCGAGCGCAUCCUCCUGCAGACCAUCAAGUGGCGCAUGCGGGUGGACAUCAGUGUGGAGCCGUCCCGGCCGCUGGGCUCCAGGGCGCGGCUGAUCGGCCGGCCGCACCAGGACCAGCCGCGCGUGCUGACCCGCAUGGAGCCCAUACCGCUCAACGCUCUGGGCCGGCCCAACGCCAACGACGCUCAGGUGCUGAUGUGGAGGCCCAGGAGGGGGCCCCCUCUAGUGGUCAUACCCUCCAAAUGA